Salvia splendens (bonfire salvia) is the source of this 2712-nucleotide messenger RNA. Its product is annotated as glucan endo-1,3-beta-glucosidase, basic isoform. Gene Ontology annotation, biological process: carbohydrate metabolic process. The record is from RefSeq and is a predicted model, not a curated record. NCBI's taxonomy places the organism in Eukaryota, Viridiplantae, Streptophyta, Magnoliopsida, Lamiales, Lamiaceae. The transcript is spliced from 2 exons. Bases 1693 to 2712 code for a protein of 339 amino acids. Gene Ontology annotation, molecular function: hydrolase activity, hydrolyzing O-glycosyl compounds.
ACCUGUCUGUGAGGGCUAUAUGCCGAAAGUUUGGCGAUGCCAAAAAUUUGAUAAAGAAUUCGGUUCCCAAUAGGACCGCAAAUCCUAUUCAGAAUUUCGUGCGCGAGCGCUGUGAGCCAUCCUAGAGGGAGGUUGGCGGGCGAGGGUGUUCGUUGAAGGUGGCCACCUUCACGGCACGAGUUUCUCAGACAUGGUAGGAAAUUCGAAGAACUUAGACUGAUCAGUCGGACUUUUAAGAUCACAAAAGAAUUUAGUAUGCUCGAGCCUUUUUAAGAAAAAUCCUCGUGCGAUACUGUUGAUGGAUGACAACUUAUAUAUGUAUGUUUUGUUUUCGGCACGUGACCACUGAGUACUCCUGUACUCAGCCCUGCAUGUAUUUAUAAAUGUGCAAAUUGAACGUCAAGAGGAAGGAAUGUUGAUCGGAGUUGAUGCUAUUAAAUAAUCAAGUGGAUUUCUCUACGAUUCGUGUCUUCAUACACGAAGUCGUUUAGUAAGGACUUAUUCCGCUGUACUUUAGUCAAGUGAGAAUUUCAAAGUCUCACCUUCGAACUCUGAUUUAGUUGAUAUGAUGAAUUAUUCUAUUUUGAGAUCUUGUAAUCAAAUACUUGACUUUUAAUUUGUGGUAUCAAUUGAUUGGCCUUUCGGCAAGUCCCUUGAGUUCUUUCCUCGUUUCGUUAAUUCCGCUUAUUAGUCACGGAUUUCCCGCUUUUGCUACCAUUAGCAAAGUGCGGUCGUGACAGGUUUACCCUUAUAAAUUCUUCACAGUUAUUUUAUUUUUACAUUAAUCAUAUAACUGAUCUAAAAAUAAAUGCAAAAAGUGUUAUUUUAUUUAGAUAUUUCUAAAAUAAAUAAAUAUCCAAAUAUAAUAUUGUUAACUAUUCUAUUUAUUUUUAAUUUAAUCAAGAUUCAUUGUGUACCUAAAACACACUUGGAACAUCUAGAUACAACAUGUAUAUAUAUUAUAUAAUCACCAUACGCUUAAAAUGGACUUAUUUGCAAGUUUUAAAUAUAAAUACAAAUUAAUUUUGUUGAUUUCAAUUACCGAAUUGUGAAUUGAUAGCUGAAAAAAACUAUUUCAUUUAUAAUGAAAUAAAGAAUAUUGAACUUAUGAGCUGAUGCGUAAAGAAUAGGGAUUCUGUCAUAUAGUUUAGUAAUUGAGAAAUUAACCCCACGAAUAGUUAAUAUUAAGAGGCCAUAUUUAGUACUCCACUUAACAUUAAAAUUAUUUCAGAUAAAAAUAACUAAACUGAUAAGAAAAAAUAAAAAAAUAAAACAAGUAACAAAGUAAAAAAGGAAAAGUAAAAUGAAAGAAAUAAAUUAGGUAGCGUCCCUUAAAUCAAUAAAUGUAAGACAAAAAUGGAGAGCUAUUAAUUGAAGAAGUCUAUAAUAACGGUAUAAGAUUAUCGAUAUAUUCACUGUUAAUUAAUAUUUACUUAAUUGGUCAACUUUUUUUCCUAAAAAACUCAUGUGACAGUGUGGCUAUGUAUCCAAUGUAAAUAUCCACGAUUAAGAAAUGGCAAAUAUAAUAAAUAAACUUUAAUGUUUUUUAAAAUGUGACUCCUCCCUUUCUCAAACACUAUAAAUAACGCAAAUAUAAUAAAUAAACUUUAAUGGUUUUUAAAAUGAGACUCCUACCUUUCUCAAACACUAUAAAUAAGUGGCUACAAAUAUUUUUAAUUAAAUUUAGUCACAAUGAAGAGAUCAUCAAAGCAACACCUUAUGCUAAUGGCAAUAGCCAUGCUUUGCAUCUACACUGCAGAUGCUAGAACAGGAGUGUGCUAUGGCACCCUUGGCGACAAUCUACGACCACCAAGAGAAAUUGUCUAUCUAAUCAAGCGUAACAACAUUGGUAACAUUCGAUUAUACAACCCAAAUCCAACAAUUCUCGAAGCACUUCAAGGCACCAACAUCUCCGUCAUCGUUGGGGUGCCCAACGGCGACAUCCAAGGCAUUGCGACAGAUCCAUCUGUCGCGACAUCUUGGGUCCAAAACAACAUUCGCAAGUACCAGUACGUCAACUUCCGCUACAUUUCCGUUGGAAACGAGAUGAACCCGACAGACAACCCCGACAUCGCACCCUACAUCCCGGCAGCCAUGCAACGCAUCUCCGAUGCCCUGGCCGCGGCCAGGCUUCGGAGAAUCAAGGUCUCCGCAGUCCUAAGCAUGUCGGUUAUCGGAGCAUCCUACCCUCCAUCAGCCGGGGCAUUCCGACCCGAAUUCCGAGAAUCUUUCAUUGAUCCAAUCAUCAAAUUUCUUCUCAAAACACAUAGUGCUUUUCUAAUUGAUGUGUAUCCAUAUUUUGCAUAUGCUAGUGACCCCACCAAUAUUCAUUUAGACUAUGCAUUAUUUACUUCUAAAUCGGUUGUGCUUAGGGAUGGACCAUACCAAUACCAAAACUUGUUCCAUGCCAUGGUUGACUCGGUCCACGCGGCUCUCGAGAAGGCCGGUGGGCCCAGCCUGAAGGUUGUGGUGACGGAGACGGGGUGGCCCACGGCCGGAGGGACGGAGACUACCGUAUCGAAUGCAUUCGCUUACAACUCAAAUUUGUUCAAGAGUGUCAAAAGGGGAACCCCUAGAAGGCCAAGGAAGACUUUGGACACGUACAUUUUUGGUCUCAUUGAUGAGAAUCAGAAAACUCCUGAACUUGAGAAGCAUUGGGGAAUCUUUCUUCCUAAUAAUGUCUCUAAAUAUCAAGUAUCUUUUAUUGCAUAA